This is a messenger RNA of Drosophila innubila, 1327 nucleotides long. It is a transcript of the gene Yp3, whose product is annotated as vitellogenin-3. Lineage: Eukaryota; Metazoa; Arthropoda; Insecta; Diptera; Drosophilidae. The record is from RefSeq and is a predicted model, not a curated record. The coding region runs from base 54 to 1292 and encodes 412 amino acids. The transcript has 3 exons. Gene Ontology annotation, molecular function: lipase activity.
CGUUUGGACACCAUUCAUCAAUAGCUGUGUAUUUUCCCUGAAAUCCCUGCAAUAUGAGCCUGAGACUUUGCCUGCUGGCUUGCCUGGUGGCAGCCGCUUGUGCCACCAAGGACGAACUGAAGCCAACCAACUGGCUGAGCACCACCGAGCUGGAGAAUGUGCCGUCCUUGAACGACAUCACAUUUGAGCGUCUGGAGAGCAUGCCUUUGGACAAGGGCGCCAAAUUGAUGGAGAAACUCUAUCACAUCGCCAGCAUUAAGCAUGAUCUGUCGCCCAACUUUGUGCCCAGUGCCAGCAACAUUCCAGUCUGGAUUAUCAAGUCCAAUGGCGAUCGUAUGGAGGCUAAGUUGAACAACUAUGUUGACAAGGUUACUGCUCUGCCCGGUUUUGGUGAGGAUGAGGUUACCAUUGUGUUGACCGGUCUGCCCCAGAACUCACCCGCCACCCAGAAGGCCUUGCGCAAGCUGGAGCAAGCUUAUAAGCAGCGUUACAAUGUCCAGAACCAACAGAAGAACUCUCACAACUCUCGUCAGCAGAUGAACAAGGAUUACGUCUCCACCUCCAGCGAGGAAACUAGCGAAGAAUGGAAAUCGGCUAAGACCACCGCCGGAAAUUUGAUCAUUAUUGAUUUGGGCUCCACGUUCACCAGCUUCAAGCGUUUUGCUCUGCUCGAUGUUGCCGGUACUGGUUCCAUGAUCGGUCACACUCUGGUUGAUCUCACCAAGAAGGAUGUGCCCCGUGAGAUUAUUCACUUGGUUGGACAGGGUAUUGCUGCUCAUGUUGCUGGUGCCGCUGGUCAGGAGUUCACCCUUCACACCGGUAACAAGCUGCGUCGCAUCACCGGUCUGGACCCCGCCAAGAUGAUUUCCAAGCCUCGCGAACAGCUUGUCGGUCUGUCCCGCGGCAAUGCCGACUUUGUUGAUGUGAUCCACACCUCCAGCUUGGCCAUGGGCACCCCAAUGCGUUGCGGUGAUGUUGAUUUUUAUCCCAACGGUGUCAACCAGGCCGUUCCCGGUGCCGAGAAUGUGAUUGAGGCAGCUAACCGUGCUACUCGCUACUUUGCCGAGACUGUGCGUCCAGGUGGUGAACGCAACUUCCCCGCCGUUGUCGCCAACUCGCUGAAGCAGUACAAGGAGAAGAACGGCUUUGGCAUGCGUGCCUACAUGGGCAUUAAUGCCGAUUACGAUCUCCAGGGUGACUACAUUCUCGAGGUCAACGAGAAGAGUCCCUUUGGCAAGCGCGCCUCCGCCCAGAAACAGAACCACUAUCACGGCUCACACCAGCGUAACUAAAUCAACAACAACAAUCCCAACAGAUAUGCAUUAAA